AUGAUGAGGCUAUUCGGUAGCUUGUUGGCCUCCUCGAAGGCAUCCAAGCAUCCUCUUCUUGUACUAGAACGAUCACUUGCUGCAUAUCUCGCUACUAACAAGCAAUAUGCCUAUGAACCUCGGUUCUUUUCGGCUCAACCACAAAGUGCAAUACCUCAAGAAUUCAAGUUUUCGCAAACGCAUGCUGGUGAUAAAAGCGUCCAAGAAAAUAACAAAAGUGGAAUCCAUGUUAUGUCUAUACAACAUGUGAAGCCUGAUAAGCCAACUCCCCAUGAACUCCGAUUAUACAAGCUUUCUGCAUUGGAUCAAAUCAAUAUUCCCUCCUACGUUCCAUUUAUUUUCUUUUAUCCAAACAACGUUAAUGGAAACACCAACAUCAACAUCGACAACUUGGUGAUUGAAAGAUCCAAACUCUUAAGGGAUUCAUUGUUGGAAACACUCACUCGAUUUUACCCAUUUGCAGGAAAGUAUAUGGACGAUAACAAUAUCGUAUGUACUGACGAAGGUGUGCAUUAUGUCGAGACACGAGUUGAUGGUGAUCUCUCAAGUUUUGUGGCCAAACCAGAUUACACUUUACUCCAGGGGCUACUUCCCAGUCCCCUAAACUGUAAGGAGCCAACACUAGGACAAUAUCUGUCUCUGAUCCAAGUGAACUUCUUUAGUUGUGGAGGUGUUGCUAUUUCCAUGUACAAUUCACACAAGCUUAUUGAUGGUCGCACAUACUCUACGUUUUUAAAUGCUUGGGCGUCUGCAGCAAAGUAUGAUGAUCCCCAGAAGAUGGUUUACCCUAAUUUUGUUUCUUCGUCUCUAUUCCAUCCCAACACGAAUGUAGCUUCAAGUGCAUCUUGCCCUCUAUCAUUCUUAGCAGUAAGGCCUGCGAUGUUGAAACGUGGAAAGUGUUCCACCAAGAGAUUUCUGUUUGAUUCCUCGGGAAUACAAACACUAAAGGAGAAAGCAGCUGCAUCUACUUCUGUCUCCCCCACUCGUGUUUUAGCAGUGACCUCACUGAUUUGGAAGUGUGCGACAGCUGCCUCAAGGAGUUUACACGGAGAACGACCUUCCAUUUUGCAAUUUGCCAUGAAUAUACGAGGAAGAUUUGCGCCACCCGUACCAGAAAAUGCGAUUGGGAACAUCUGCUGGACCGGUGUAACUCGUUGUGAUAAAUUAAAAGACAGUUUAAGAUUAGAGACCAUGAUUGAGAAUAUUAAAGCUGGUAUAGCGAAAGUUGACAGUGGAUUUCUUGAGAAGUUUAAAGGCGAACAAGGGAGUGAUUAUAUUGUUGAUGAGAUGAUACAGUUAGGGGGUCAGCUGUCAACCUAUGAUGCAGAUUUCUACUCAUCCAGCAGCAUGUGUAAUUAUGGGUUUAAUGAAGUAGAUUUUGGAUGGGGAAAGCCAGUGUGGUCAUGCUAUGGAAAUUUCAGGGAUGAUAUUCCUCUUUAUGCCAAUGUCAUAAUAUUGAUGGAUACAAGGAACGGUGAUGGGGUUGAAGCAUGGGUAACGUUGGGCCAAGAAGAAAUGGAGAUACUCGAGAAUGACCCUGACCUCCUCAGCUCCUCUUAUAUGCUUCUGUCGAGCCUAGUCCUCUUCAAGCUUGAUUAA
Molecule: messenger RNA, 1599 nt
Organism: Lactuca sativa (garden lettuce)
Lineage: Eukaryota; Viridiplantae; Streptophyta; Magnoliopsida; Asterales; Asteraceae
Product: limonoid 7-O-acetyltransferse
Source: RefSeq, a predicted model, not a curated record